Messenger RNA from Gadus morhua (Atlantic cod), 6102 nucleotides. It is a transcript of the gene sema6d, whose product is annotated as semaphorin 6D. The transcript has 19 exons. Gene Ontology annotation, cellular component: plasma membrane. Gene Ontology annotation, molecular function: semaphorin receptor binding; chemorepellent activity. The record is from RefSeq and is a predicted model, not a curated record. NCBI's taxonomy places the organism in Eukaryota, Metazoa, Chordata, Actinopteri, Gadiformes, Gadidae. Gene Ontology annotation, biological process: neural crest cell migration; positive regulation of cell migration; semaphorin-plexin signaling pathway. The coding region runs from base 1 to 3336 and encodes 1111 amino acids.
AUGGGCCGGAGAGCACUGCUUGCGCUCUGUGAGCUGCUGCUACUUCUGCUCCUGACCGCCUCGCUCACCGUCCUCGCUGUCAGCUUCCCGGAGGACAACACACCCCUCGAUGUGGUCGACGCCCACUUUUCGAGGCAGUACCCUGUUUUCAGAGGCAGGCCCUCUGGAAACGAGUCGCAGCAUCGCCUCGACUUUCAACUGAUGACCAAGAUACAGGAUACCUUGUUCAUCGCUGGCAGAGACCAGGUGUACCUUGUGAGCCUCAGAGAGUCCUAUAGGAAUGAGAUCAUUCCGUACAGGAAGCUAACAUGGCGAUCGGGCCCAGCAGACCGAGAGAUGUGCGCUGUCAAAGGGAAACACAGAGACGAGUGCCAUAACUUUAUUAAAGUUCUGGUUCCCCGGAACGAUGACCUUGUCUUCAUCUGCGGGACCAACGGCUUUAACCCCAUGUGCCGGUACUACAGGCUGGACAACCUGGAGUUUGACGGAGAAGAGAUAAGCGGACUGGCACGUUGUCCCUUUGACUCCAAACAGACCAAUGUUGCACUUUUCGCAGAUGGGAAGCUGUACUCUGCCACCGUGGCCGACUUCCAGGCCAGCGACGCUGUGAUCUACCGCAGCAUGGGGGACGGCUCGGCCCUGCGCACCAUCAAAUACGAUUCCAAGUGGCUUAAAGAACCCCAUUUCCUCCAUGCAGUGGAGUACGGCAACUACGUCUACUUCUUCUACCGGGAGAUCGCGGUGGAGCACAACAGCCUGGGCAAGGCCGUGUACUCCCGGGUGGCGCGGAUCUGCAAGAACGACGUGGGGGGCUCCCAGCGGGUGCUGGAGAAGCACUGGACGUCGUUCGCCAAGGCGCGCCUCAACUGCUCCGUCCCGGGCGAGUCCUUCUUCUACUUCGACGUGCUCCAGUCGGUCACCGACAUCAUCCACAUCGACGGUGUGCCGUCCGUGGUGGGCGUGUUCACCACGCAGAUGAACAGCAUCCCGGGUUCGGCGGUGUGUGCCUUCUCCAUGGGCGACAUCGAGAAGGUGUUCCAGGGGCGCUUCAAGGAGCAGAAGACCCCCGACUCCGUGUGGACCCCCUUCCCCGAGGAGAAGCUACCCAAGCCCAGGCCCGGGUGCUGUGCGGGCCAGGGUCCGGCAGAGUCCUUCAAGAGCUCCAUCGAGUUCCCAGACGAAACGCUGCAGUUCAUCAAGUCCCACCCUCUGAUGGACACGCCGGUGCCCUCCAUACGAGACGAGCCCUGGUUCACCAAGACGCGCGUCAGGUACCGGCUGACGGCGCUGGCGGUGGACACAGCGGCGGGACCCCACCAGAACUACACCGUGGUGUUCAUCGGCUCGGAGGCUGGGGUGGUCCUCAAGGUGCUGGCCAAGACAACCUCAGCCUCCCUCAACGACAGCCUGCUCCUGGAGGAGAUAGAUGUGUUCAACAAGGCCAAAUGCCUGUCCAGUCACGAGGACGACAAGCGGGUGCUCUCGCUGCACGUAGACGCCGACACCCACAGCCUGUAUGUGGCGUUCUCCAGCUGCGUCAUCCGCAUCCCGCUGAGCCGCUGCGAGCGGCACACCUCCUGCCACAAGUCUUGCAUAGCGUUGCGGGACCCCUACUGUGGCUGGAAGAGCCAUGGCGCCUGUGAGAAGAUCCAGCCAGGCGUUCUGACUGGAUAUGAGCAAGAUGUGGAGUUCGGAGACACCGCUCAGCUAGGAGACUGUCAUGCAUUUUUGCCUUCUACGUCAGCGCCAGGUUACAAAUCAUUUGGCGACCCGACCUCUGACAUGGACUUUUCAUCCGCACCAGUCACUGCUGGCCUGCCCAGUGGGCCCAUACUCCCCCCAGUACUCAUUCCCACUCAGAGUCCCGGUUCUGGGCCUGAUCCAGACGCGUUUGGCUCAGGCCAUGUGCUGCAGGAUGACCCGGCCACCUCCCAUUCUUUAGACUCUGUCCCAGGGGGGCAUGAGGGCAUUUGGGACAUCCAGGCGAGUGAGGCCAACCAGAUGGUCCAUAUGAACAUCCUUAUCACCUGCGUGUUCGCCGCCUUCCUACUCGGAGCUCUGCUGGCAGGCCUGGUGGUGUUCUGCUACCGGGACUCGGUGCUCCACAAGCCCAGACGUGUCCGCAAAGACGCAGAGGCCGUGCCGCCCUGCUCCGACUCCACCGGGAGCUUUGCCAAACUCAACGGCCUCUUUGACAGCCCUGUGAAGGAAUACCACCCCAACAUGGACUCUCCCAAGAUGUACACCAACCUGCUGAGCAACGGCAAGGACCUCGCCUCGCCCAGCGGCGACGUCAAGACCAUGAUCCUGUGCGACGGCUGCCAGCCCCCCGAGCUGGCCGCCCUCCCCACGCCCGAGUCCACGCCGGUGCUCCAGCAGAAAGGCCUGCAGCCCAUCAAGAACCAGUGGGAGCGGGCCAGCGCCAAGGUCAGCAGCUCCCGGAAGGAGUCCAACCCGGCCGCCAAGAGCUCGCAGUUCCUCCCCUCGUCUCCCCCGCCUCCCCCCACCGCCAACCCCCACCACCCCCACCCGCCCCUGGGCCACUCCCACAUCCCCAGCGCCGUGGUGCUGCCCAACGCCACGCACGAGCACCCCGACGACGAGCGCGCCGACGGGGCGCCCCCCUGCCUCUCUGACAAGAAGGCGAAGAACCCGGAGGCCAAGGGGAGCCGGAAGGAGCAGAAGCGGUCGGUGGACGCCCGCAACACGCUCAACGACCUCCUGAAGCACCUCAACGAGGCCGGGGCCAACCCCAAGGGCCUCCUCCAGGAGGGCUCGGGCCCGCGGCCCCGGCCGCACCUCAUGCUGGAGCCCAUGGAGGCGCUGACGGAGGUGCCGCCCAAGGUGCCCAGCAGGGAGGCCUCCCUCUACUCCCCCUCCUCCUCCCUGCCCCGACACAGCCCCACCAAGCGGGUGGACGUGCCCAUGCCCUCCAGCCCCACGGGGAGCCUGAGCAUGGGCGGCACGCUGGAGAGGCAGGCGCGGGGGUACCACCUCCACCGGAGCGCCUCCCACCGGCAAUCGCUGUCCACCUCGCCCAACGGGGUAACUAUGGGCGUGUCUAUGAGCCGCCAGCACAGCAUGAACCGAGGCGGGGGCUACAUGCCCCCGACGCCCCCCUCCAGGAUGGACUCCCACGGCGGAGCCAUGGCGGCGGGCAUGCACUCGCCGCACCCCCCCUCCCUCUCGCGGCAGAGCAGCUACAGCGGCUACGGCUCGCUCCCGCGCACCGGCGUCAAACGGACUCCGUCGCUCAAGCCCGACGUGCCCCCCAAGCCCAACGGGUUCCCCCCCCAAACUCCUCAGAUGCGGGUGGUCAACAAGUUCAGCUAUUGAAGACGGGGACGCCUUGCGGUGAGUGAGCUCCAGGACGCUCUGAGCUAGGGGGGGGGGUCCCGACGGCCAUGGCGCCAUAGGACGGGAUAAGGUGGGUCCCAGCGUGGGAUUGUGCGCCACUGCGUGUUCCCCAACACGGAACACUGCACAAUCACCAAACGACACCGGGGGGGGGGGGAAAGACAUUGCACGGGUGGCCAAAGAUUCUCGUUGGGUCUCGUUCGUUCCCCUCGUCCGCCUCCCUCGCCAGCAGUAGCCCCGGCCCACGACAAGCAGAGGGAAAGGGAAUCUGUGGCCUCCCCCCCGGCUUCAAGCGCCCUGUUCCCCUCUGAGAUGACAAAGGGUUAACGGCACCGGCUUUGGGUUCGCUGCGCGACCCAUGUAUUUUCGGUACGUCGUUUCAAAACACAGAGCUGUACUUGAAGAAUGGGUCCAAUUUGUCAUAAUCUCUGAGCACUGUCUUCCCACUAAUGUGAAGUGAAUAAGGGAGCGUGUUAAUUCGGCCGUGCGUGGUUCAAAUGACUGAUUAAUAGCGUGGCCGAACGAAGAAGUAUUCUGGCUCGGUGGCCGCACGUGGGAGACGCGGGUCCACUUUAAUCGUGAAUUCUGGCGGGAUACAACAAUCGACGGUGAAUGCCCAUGAUUGGGCUUGUGUGUGUGUGUGUGUGUGUGUGUAUCUGUUCAAUAGUGGCUCAGUGUCUCGACAGCACAGACACGCAGCAACCCCCCACCUGCUGGCUAGAGUGGUACUUCACACAGAAGCUGUGUUGUGUCUUCAUCCAAUCACAUCAUCAACAUGAGCAAUUGUCAUUUAGUUUCCAUUGUUAAAGAAACUACUAUCUGAGCCCAUUUCCAACUUCAGAGUGUGGGGCGGGCGGGGGGGGGGGGGGUUCGUCUCGAUGACCCAAAACUUCAAUCUCACUGUUAAUGGUUAAUAGGGUUAAUGGUUAAUACGAAGCUGUAUUUUUCAUCUCCCAUCCAUUUCCAAUGGUUCAUUUAUCCCUGACUAGUUCUGUGUGGAUCAGAAUGCUUUCGGAAGAGUAGUGUACAUUUUGGGCUACAUUUAGACAGACGUCGGUCUGGAUCUACCUGUUUGGCUGUGUAAGCGCAGCACUAAUGCACUGUUAGACGUGAAUAGUUCCCCCCCCGAUAGGAGACGCCUCGCCCCCAUGUAGGAGACUUGAGCUGUCACCAUAACGUCUACUGCCCUCUGAUAUGGAUGUCUUUCUUUAUGUAGCAAACUGUAUUAUUGGGGGGGGGGGGGGGCAGGGUGGGAAACGCUGCUCACGGAGACAUCAUGUCCCUUCACAGAAGGGCGGGCCUGCUUUAAUAUUGUUUUCUGUUUCGGAAAAUCUGAGAUGAACCCGUGUGUGCAAUUUAAAAAGACGUAGGAACAGUGUGAUGCAUUAAUCCUAUACGAAACAUGGGGCUCGUCUGAAAUGACCUUGGUUCUGUAAGCCUUUGCCCAGGUGAAGGGACCCAACCGCAAACCCCACCCAACAACAGACCCAUUGAGUGGCCAAUGUACAAUCAACACCAUUAUUACCAAUGUGUCCUAAAGUCAUGCUGGUAAUGACGAUACCCUGUACAUACUACUUAUAAAUAGGAGCAUAAAUAUUUUUAGGUGAGGCCCUGAAUCUGUGCAUUGUGUGCCUUAUUCAACGAAUGAUCAAUCUCCACUAUGUAAUAUUGGCAAUGUCAAUUGGUCUGCAGUAUAUUAUUGUUAUGUAGUGGGGGGGGGGGGGGGGGGGUGCAAAUUCUUAUCAAAUUGGAACAAAAUGUGUUUUUGAAGAACCCACGCCUUGUUUGGGGGCAAAUGUGGAAAGCAAAAUAUAAUUUGGAGUCAAUCGCAUUUCAAAGAUAGGUAGAAAGGAGGUGAAAGCUGCUAAAUCAUGAAAGGCAAGGUGUUAAUUCGUGUCGAUGUGCCAUGCAGCGAAUGUAUUCCCCUGGAAACGGGGACGUGGUGGGGGUUAGGCGUCGCCCACCCCCCUCACAGUAUAUCUCGAGCGGUCCGCUCAACACAGUACGACACACACAGGAGGGGUUGCGUUCGAUUAGUAAUGACUACAUCUUAUGGGUGGUAACUUUACAGUUUAGAGUGAUUUACAUGCCUGUUUGAGCCCAAAGCCACGUUUUGUUUACAAGUGAUGAUUGUAUUUAUGAUUAUUUUUUUGUUUUGUUUCAUCAUAACAGUGUUUGGGCUCCCUCUCUCUUUCUCACUCACUCACACACACACACACACACACACACACACACACACACACACACACACACACACACACACACACACACACACACACACACACACACACACACACACACACACACACACACACACACUCAUAUAGUUCUAAGGACAUGCACUAACACACACAUACUCUGACAUAAACACGCAAAACAACUAUGUACCAAGAAAUACACCCAAACAUACCGGCUGUGCUCCACUGCCUACUACAUCGCUAUAUGAACUCCAACUUUCAGUCGCGACCGAAGCCUUCGUGUGUCCGUGUGAGCUCUCUGUAUGUGGAGACGUACCGGAUUUGGUCCACGUGUACUCUCUUUCAAAUACUUUGCAACACACUCGCUGCAAGGCCAGGUGUACAUAUGUUCUCCAGAGUAUUUCAGCGUGUAGAUAUAUUGUAAAGUUGUACUGUGAAUGUGUAAAUAAUAUUGGUCUUUGUUUCAUGAUACAUUUUUUUUGGGUUGAUUUAUUAUUAUUUUUUUAACACGGCAUGUAGAGUUGAAAUAAAAUAUUACUGCACAGUA